Messenger RNA from Lagopus muta (rock ptarmigan), 1158 nucleotides. RefSeq names its product mitochondrial ribosomal protein L39 (gene MRPL39). The coding region runs from base 79 to 1113 and encodes 344 amino acids. Lineage: Eukaryota; Metazoa; Chordata; Aves; Galliformes; Phasianidae. The transcript has 10 exons. The record is from RefSeq and is a predicted model, not a curated record. Gene Ontology annotation, cellular component: mitochondrion. Gene Ontology annotation, molecular function: RNA binding; nucleotide binding.
CGGCGGGGGGAACCGCGCUGCCGCUGCCGUUGUUUCCAGCGGAGCCGGACGGGGAACGCACAGGGACUGAGCUGGAGCAUGGCGGCGUGCUGGGCCGCCCGCUGCCUGCGGGGCGGGCGGGAAGGGCGCCGCUUCAACUCUGUACUCUCUGCUUCUCGACUGACGUCAGAUGAAGUUACUCGGAUGCGUAAUGAACUCUUUACCAAAGAGAAGGAGAGGCAGUUAUCUCUUUAUCCACGAAUUGAGAAAAUCGAAGUGAAAUACACUGGAAAAUCUCACCCUGGCAGCGUGUUUGUAAUGAACAAAGCUUUCUCUACACCGUACAAUUGUGCCAUGCAUUUAAGCGAAUGGCAUUGCAAGAAAUCUGUUCUAGCUCUUGUGGAUGGUGAAGUCUGGGAUAUGUACAGACCCUUGACCAAGUCUUGCGAAAUUCAGUUCCUCACCUUCAAAGAUGAAGAUCCAGAGGAAGUAAAUAAGGCUUAUUGGCGUUCCUGUGCCAUGAUCAUGGCAAGUGUGUUAAUGCGGGCGUUCAAAGAGGAGUACUCUGUGAAUCUGGUUAAAGCUCCAGAAGUGCCAGUGAUCUCUGGAGCUUUCUGUUACGAUGUAAUUUUGGACAAUAGACUGAAUGACUGGAAACCAACAAAAGACAAUUUCCGUUCCCUUACAAGAGAUGCCAGUAAGCUAAUUAAUAAAGACCUGCCAUUUGAAACACUGCACGUUGAAGCAAAAGUAGCGCGUGAAAUGUUUCAGAAUAACAAGUAUAAAAUGGAGAUAAUAGACCAGAAAGCUUCUCAGAACAAGGAAGGAAUUGUAGUACUACAUAGGGUUGGUGACUUUGUCGAUGUUAGUGAAGGACCUCACAUUCCAAGGACAAGUUUCUGUUUCCAGUAUGAGAUAACAGCAGCUCACAAUCUUCAGACUAGUCAAUCUGAAUUGAUAAGGAGGUUCCAGGGUGUGUCCCUGCCAAUCCAUUUGAGGGCUCAUCACACUGUGUGGCACAAACUGCUGGAAAGAUCAAAGAGACUGGUCACUGAGGAAAAAAGUGUGAAAGCAGCAGCAGAAAGUCAUGAGGCAAAAGAUGAAACUGAAGAAGGAAAACCUCUAUCAAUGUAACUUAACCUCUUAAUGUACAUAAUAAAAUAGUGUGGAUUUUAUAUA